AGGUUCUCUCGACCUUUCGAACAGGUGCGCGAUGCACGUGGAGUCGAGGAGAGAGAGAUAGAGAGCAGCAGCAUCACCUGUCGGCGAUUAUUUGCAAGAUGGCAGCUUCUGUCAAAAGUAUACUGUUGCACUGACAGGAGCGAACAGUCGCGGGCUAUGUGUAUCGCAUAAAGUACGUGUCAGAGGUGCAAAUAGAUUGUACAACCCCACGGAUAGUUGUAAAUGGAACUAUAAAUAUAAGAAUGUUGCAACGAAAGUAGAAAAAUCUGGAGCUAUCUUUGAUGCAAGUAUGGAAAAGAGAGGCAGCGCAGAACUUCUCAGUGCGGAGCAAAGUAAUUCAAAGAAUGCCAGUUCAGAUUCCCUCAACUCGGACAGCAAGAGCAGCUCGCUUAAUUCGAAAAUGGGCCAAGAAUCGGAGAGUUGGGAAAAAGCAUCGCAUUCAAAAAGUUUUUCCUCAAGCUCUACUUCAACAGAUAAUAAUAUAGUCUCUGCUCUGGAGGCUAAAAAAGAUAAUCAAGUAAAAAAUUUGUCUGGAGGGGACACGGGACCACCACUCCUGAAUGGAGAGCGGAUGCAAGGCAUUCCGCACGAAGUCACAUAUUUGUGUCCUUACUCGGGACCUGCCAGGGGGAUUCUUAGUGUUACAAACUACAAGCUCCAUUUUCGUAGUAUAGAUCGAGAAACGCCUUACAUUGUUGAAGUGCCGUUGGGCGUCGUUAGCCGAAUUGAAAAAGUUGGCGGUGCGUCGAGUAGAGGAGAGAAUUCUUACGGAAUCGAAGUAUUUUGUAAAGACAUGAGGAAUCUCAGAUUUGCACACAAGCAGGAAAAUCAUUCUAGACGAGAUGUGUUUGAAAAGCUACAACAGUAUUCUUUUCCUUUAUCUCACAAGCUACCUUUGUUCGCCUUUGAAUACUCUGAGACGUUCUCUGAAAAUGGUUGGAAUGUUUACGAGCCUAUUGCAGAGCUGAAGAGAAUGGGUGUAAAUAAUGAUAUGUGGAAAAUAUCCAAAAUCAACGACACAUAUUCGCUGUGCGAUAGUUAUCCAGCUGUUUGGGCAGUGCCUGCCGCAGCGAUUGAUGAGGAUCUUCAAGCAUCCGCGUCUUUUAGAAGUAGAGGAAGAUUGCCGGUCCUCUCGUGGAUCCAUCCGGAAAGCCAAGCGACGAUAACUCGUUGCGCGCAGCCACUGGUAGGCGUCGGUGGCAAACGGAGUCGCGAGGACGAGAGGUACGUCCAGCUGAUAAUGGACGCUAACGCACAAAGUCACAAACUCUUCAUUAUGGACGCGCGGCCGAUGCCGAACGCGAUAGCGAACAAGGCGAAAGGCGGCGGAUACGAAAGCGAAGACGCUUAUCAGAACGCGGAAUUGGUCUUUCUUGAUAUUCAUAAUAUACACGUCAUGAGAGAAAGUCUCAGAAAAUUAAAAGAAUUAUGUUUCCCCACAAUCGAUGAAGCUCGAUGGUUAUCGGGCAUAGAAUCGACAAUGUGGCUCAAACAUAUCAAAUGUGUUCUUGCUGGGGCUGUAAGAAUUGUGGAUAAAGUUGAGAAUCACAAGACUUCUGUUUUGGUUCACUGUUCCGACGGUUGGGAUCGAACAGCACAGCUUACAGCUCUCGCAAUGCUAAUGUUAGAUCCAUAUUAUAGAACGGUCAAGGGAUUCGAAGUUCUAAUAGAAAAGGAGUGGCUUAGUUUUGGGCACAAAUUUCAACAGAGAAUAGGCCAUGGAGAUGAACAUCACAGCGAUGCAGAUAGAUCACCAGUAUUUCUACAAUUUAUUGAUUGCGUCUGGCAAAUAACGCGGCAAUUCCCCAACGCUUUUGAAUUCAACGAACAUUUCCUAAUUACCAUUGUCGAUCAUCUCUAUUCUUGCAGAUUCGGCACGUUCUUAUUCAGCAGGUAUACUAUAUUAUAUAGAUUUGUCUCACAUUUUUUUUCGGGAGUCACAUCAUUACCAAUUUACAGUGAACGCGAAAGAGUACAAGAGCAAGUGAAGCAAAGAACAGUUUCUCUCUGGUCGUAUACCAACAGUCAAUUACCUCUCUAUCUGAAUCCUCUUUAUCGGUCUGGCACGAAUUAUCAGGUUGUCCUAAUGCCAGUCGCCAGUAUGCGGUACAUCAAACCGUGGAAGAGUCUAUACUGCAGAUGGAACCCCAGCAUGCGGCAGCAGGAUCCGGUCUAUCAAAGAACAAGGGAACUUCUAGUCUUAAAAGAGCAACUCGAAAAGCAGUUGGAAGAAGGCAGGCGCGAACAAGCUUCUCGAGCGAAUCGGUCUGUGACUUCGCCGGCGCCACCCAGAAUACAUUCCCCGGUUCACACAUAGCGCCGCUGGGAACUUGGAUCGUCUGAUAAUAUUUGUAGUUUUGUAAAUGAGCUGUAAACUCUUGAUCUACUUUGAUUCUACUUAUACUUGAGCCAGUAUAAGAUAUUUUGACUGAUUCCGUUUGUGGAUGCUAUGUACAAUACGCCCACACUCCAUAAAGAUAAAUCUAGACUCGUAUGCGCA
Molecule: messenger RNA, 2500 nt
Organism: Formica exsecta
Lineage: Eukaryota; Metazoa; Arthropoda; Insecta; Hymenoptera; Formicidae
Gene: mtm
Product: myotubularin-related protein 2
Exons: 9
Coding region: 290-2317 (675 amino acids)
Biological process (GO): dephosphorylation
Molecular function (GO): phosphatidylinositol-3,5-bisphosphate 3-phosphatase activity
Source: RefSeq, a predicted model, not a curated record